GCAACAGCAGAGCUUGCAGAGCGGACAUUGCUCUAAGAAUCGCUCUGUCUAUGCGAGAAGACUGAUGGCCCACUUUGCACCUCAAGAGAGCUAAAGGCCUUGCAAAAGCACGUUGAGCCUCCGCCAUGCCUGCAUCGGUUGUCAGCGAGGAUCCCUUGACAUCUCGGAGCAGAUAUGCAGUGCCUGGCUACUCCGGCUACAUUCCGGGGAAGGUGCCAGAGGUGGCAAAUAUGGGGCAGCGAUUUGCCCUGUGCAACCAACAUGGUGUCAAGAGCCUUAAAGGCGACGCCCCGCAGCCUGCGUUCAGCUGGAAGUGUGGUGGGCCCAGAGGUCACAUACCCGGCUAUAGCGGCCACGUCCCUGGCAAGUUGGAGGACCGCAAGGAAACUUGCUCGAGCCAGUCUGCGCAAGCUCACCAGGCACUGCCUUCACCUGCCAGGAACUAUCAGGGGACAGUGACACCACGACCAGGCUCAGGAAAAGCCGUCGCGGCAGUGGUGGGAUAUUCAGGCCAUGUACCAGGCAAGCACGCCGAAAAUGUGGUAGGGCAUAGCUUUGCAGCAGCCAAUGCCCGAGCUGCAGUGGAAGAGUCUGGGCCAGGGUGCCAUACAUGGAAGCGAAGUGAAGCACCUGGGGUGGCACCUCACAGGCUUGGAGCUGGAGCAGCGCCUGGCAAAGCAGUGCCAGGCUAUGCAGGCUAUGUCCACGGUGUGCGGCCAGAGCCGGACAUCAUGGGCAUGCCAUUUAAAGCAGCGAAUGAGCAUGCGGACAAGGCUCGCCUCAGCACUCGUGCCAAAGAUGCAUCCCCAAAAGCCAGCGGCAGAGCGUCAGACAGGGUUAUCAGCUCUGGAGCUUCAGUCACAUCAUCCAAGCAAAGCUCCGUUUCCAAAUCAAGGAGUAACGGGGGCCCUGGCAAGACCAGGAGUUGACCCUGAGGGGCAGCGUUGGUGAUGCUAUGUUUUUCCUGCCCGCUUGCAAAGCAAGCGGGACCUCAGACGUUUAGGAGGUGAGGACAUUGAGGAAGCAACUCGAAAUCUUGCUUCAACUCCAAGA
Molecule: messenger RNA, 1053 nt
Organism: Durusdinium trenchii
Lineage: Eukaryota; Dinophyceae; Suessiales; Symbiodiniaceae
Source: the annotation of a GenBank genome assembly